Messenger RNA from Mercurialis annua (annual mercury), 2017 nucleotides. RefSeq lists its product as uncharacterized. The coding region runs from base 267 to 1739 and encodes 490 amino acids. Lineage: Eukaryota; Viridiplantae; Streptophyta; Magnoliopsida; Malpighiales; Euphorbiaceae. The record is from RefSeq and is a predicted model, not a curated record. The transcript is spliced from 5 exons.
AAAAGAGAGAGAAAAAAAAACUUUAAAAAAAUGAAGUGUAAAUAUAAUUAAGUUUGAGGAGGUAUUUAAAAAUAAAACCGUUCUAGGUGUCUGAUUAUUUCAAUAUCUGCUACUACUGCAACUAGUAGUAGUACUGAUGUUGUGAUCGAACGGCAAUCAAAACCCUAACUCACCAAACCAGCGGCAAAGCGAAAACCACCAUAGUUUCUCUUCCACAGGAAGGCGGAACAUUUAAAUUGACAACUGAAAAGCCCGUCUUCAUCAUCAUGUCUGUUGAUCCUACUGCGCCACUGACGUACGUGGAUGAGGAUGUUUCUUCUGCCUCUGGAGAUGAUGGAAACAUGUUGGAUGGACACAACAAACGUCAGUCUUCCACGCCCUCUGCUUCCAGUCGCCGCAAAAGGAGUCGUAAGGCUACUGGUGAUGCUAUAGUCGACGCUAUGCUUGAAAUUGCCGCUGCUUCCAAAAUGAGGGCAGCUGCGAUGAUGAAGAACGAGGACUGCUUUUCCAUAAGCAAAUGCAUUAAAGUCUUGGAUGAGAUGCAAGAUACUUCAGCUAGCAUGAGCGACUUUGACUUAGAACUGGACGAAAUGGAAUUGGUUGCAGCAGCUGCAGGCUACUAUUAUUAUAACAGUAUAAGCAGGCAGCCUCGUUGUAGUUCUUCGCCUUGUGGAAGUGGCUUUAUGACUGAGGUGCUAGAUGGCCAUGAUGAUUUGUGCCGGGAAAUGUUUCGGAUGGAUAAAUGUGUUUUCCACAAGUUAUGCAACACCCUCCGUCAGAGAGGCAUGCUACGUGAUACUGCCGGUGUUAUGAUAGAAGAGCAGCUGGCAAUUUUCUUGAAUGUCAUCGGUCAUAAUGAACGCAACAGAGUAAUCCAAGAACGAUUUCAACAUUCAGGUGAAACCAUUAGCCGGCAUUUCAAUAAUGUGUUGAAGGCGAUUAAGUCACUUUCACGUGAAUUCCUGCACUCAGCGCCUCUCACUACUCCUGCAGAGGUUCUCUGUAGUAGUAGGUUUUACCCCUAUUUCAAGGAUUGCAUUGGGGUCAUAGAUAGCAUGCAUAUACCUGCACAUGUACCAGCAAAAGACCAAUCUCGAUUUCGUAAUAAGAAAGGUGUUCUAUCACAAAAUGUUUUAGCAGCAUGCACAUUUGAUAUGCAAUUUAUAUUUAUUUAUCCUGGUUGGGAAGGCUCUGCUGCAGAUUCACGUGUACUAAGAGCGGUCCUUGAGGAUCCAGAUCAAAAUUUCCCUCGUAUACCUGAAGGAAAAUAUUAUCUAGUGGAUACAGGGUACUCAAAUAGGCAAGGAUUUAUUGCACCAUAUCUGGGAGUUCGUUACCACCUUCCUGAAUUUAGAGGUGCUAAUCAGUUACCUAGAAAUGCAAGAGAACUGUUCAAUCAUCGUCAUUCAUAUCUUCGGAAUGUUAUCCAGAGGUCUUUCAAUGUGCUGAAAACUCGUUUUCCCAUCCUGAAACUUGCCCCGCAGUAUGGAUUCCAUAUCCAAAGGGAUAUUGUGAUUGCUGCAUGUGUCUUACAUAAUUACAUCAGGCGUGAGCAACCAAAUGAUUGGUUGUUUGCUAGUAUUGAAGGUGUAGCAGCUGAAGAAGAAUUGUGCGAUUAUGAUGAUCAACCUGAAAUGCAGUUGGCUUCCUCCAUUCAGGAGCAGGUUGCCUUCUCUUUACGAGAGUCGAUUGCGGUAGCAAUGUGGAAUGACUUCUUAAACAAAUGGGAUCAGUGGUGACUGGUAGGCAAUUGACGAACAAGUUUUGUAGAUCUUGACAUAUUGGUAGGCAAUUGUUUAGGAGUUGAUUAACAGGUUUUGUAAAUCUCGACAUGGCAAAUUCAUUUUAAGCACAGAUUAUAGAUUUAAGGAGAAUUGAUUAGAUGUGACGGUAGGAGUUAUGGGUAUCUUUUUUUUGAAGUAGAAAGAAUCCAAUACUCCCUCUAAAUUGACGGUUUAGGUUUAUUUGACUUGCAUGUAUAUAAAAAAUAUAAUAUCUAUGAUAUUUUUGUUAAAUA